This is a messenger RNA of Coregonus clupeaformis (lake whitefish), 4331 nucleotides long. RefSeq names its product transforming growth factor beta-2 proprotein. The record is from RefSeq and is a predicted model, not a curated record. The transcript is spliced from 7 exons. Gene Ontology annotation, biological process: regulation of cell population proliferation; transforming growth factor beta receptor signaling pathway; SMAD protein signal transduction. Lineage: Eukaryota; Metazoa; Chordata; Actinopteri; Salmoniformes; Salmonidae. Gene Ontology annotation, cellular component: extracellular region. The coding region runs from base 1059 to 2294 and encodes 411 amino acids. Gene Ontology annotation, molecular function: cytokine activity; growth factor activity; type III transforming growth factor beta receptor binding.
UGAAGUUGAAGGAGUCCCCCAGUCUGAAAGUGACACCGACAACAUCAAUUUGAAAGAGGGGGAGCACGUGGUUAAGUAAGUCUUAUAAAUCUCCCUCUUCAACCGGCCGCAUGCUGUUGUGCCACUGGCAACACCAGUUCUGUGGACCGAUUUUCAGCAAGAAGGGAUGGAGGAACGCGUCAACGGUCUACCAUUGUAUUAAAAGGAAAUACCGAUUAUCUUUAUACUUCAACGUACUUGCCAUACUUUUGAUUUUUUAAAUGCCGUAUUUUCUCAAUUUAUAUUGACCCAACACAUGCGUUAUUACAACUUUAAUAGGUUAUAUCUCCUCGAGACGACACCUUGCGAGUACCAGGACGGGUAGUUGUUUUUACUGUGGUAUGUUCUUCUGUCAAGAACGGCGAUGCAACUGCUCAGCGAAGCCCACGUUGAUUUUGAGAUAGAGAAAUCAAAGACGGACUUGUGCUGAGCGUGGUACUGGCCACAGUUGGAAAGCUCGCAGCGCUCUGAUGCGGUGGAGGUGUGCGCUAACCCACAGGCUACGUCUGUUCUGUACAACUGGAGAUAGCGAGCUAGCUGGUUGUAGUUUGUUUUGCUUCAAGAUUUUUGUAUUAAACUUUGAUUUGCAUUUAAUGGCCACAAUUCGGUCUUUUUCGUUUGGACAAUUUUAACUUUACGCGCGUUUAGUAUGCGUUUAUUGUGAAGUGAUUGGUAAUAUCAUACACAGCCUACUGCUGCUGUCUGCUCUCCGCUGCCCAUAUAACGGAUUUUACAGAUUAUUUCACCCUCAUGGUUGUUGAAUGGAUUUCCAGGUACAAUUUGAAAUACUGUGCUGAAACUGGGAUCACAAAACUACCACAUUUCCCAAUAUUUAGGCUACAUGUAGUUACGCGUAUAGGCCUAUAUAUAGUUGUCCCAAAAAAAUCCUAUAUUUUGGCGUUUUAAAUUUUUUUUUAAUAUAUAUUCCGUUUCCGUUAUUUACAUUCCCGUUCCAAGGCCGGUUUAUCUUUUUUGUCAAGAUUUCAAGACGCUGCUGUAGUCUACUUUUAGAGUUCACAAUGAACUACUGCGUUUUAAGUCUUCUCCUGACCUUGGAUUUAGCCACUGUGGCAGUCAGUUUGUCUACAUGCAGUACGCUGGACAUGGAUCAGUUUAUGAAAAAGCGCAUAGAAGCCAUCCGGGGACAGAUACUGAGCAAGCUGAAGCUCACGAGCCCCCCGGAGACAUAUCCAGAGCCCGAGGAGGUGUCCCGGGAUAUCAUCGCCAUCUAUAACAGCACGAGGGACCUGUUGCAGGAGAAAGCCAACGAACGGGCGGCGACGUGUGAGCGCCAACGAAGCGAGGAGGAGUACUAUGCAAAGGAGGUUCACAAAAUCGACAUGCAACCCCCCUACCCCUCUGAGAAUGUCAUCUCUCCCAUGCACUACAACCCGUACUACAGACGGCUCACCUUCGACGUGACCUCCAUGGAGAAGAAUGCCUCUAACCUGGUCAAGGCUGAGCUACGCGUCUUCCGCCUCCAGAACCCCAAGGCCCGCGUGUCUGAACAGAGGAUCGAGCUCUACCAGAUUUUGAGUCACAAGGACUUGGCGUCCCCGACGCAGCGCUACAUCGACAGCAAGGUGGUGCGCACGCGCACGGAGGGGGAGUGGCUGUCUUUUGACGUGACAGAGGCAGUCAGUGAAUGGUUGCUUCACAGAGACAGAAACAGUGGAUUCAAGAUCAGCUUGCACUGUCCGUGCUGCACAUUUGUGCCCUCAAACAACUACAUCAUCCCCAAUAAGAGUGAGGAGCUGGAAACCCGCUUUGCAGGUAUAGAUGACAGCUUCCACCACAGCGGAGACCUGAAGGUGUAUAGGAAGCGGCGCCACAGCGCCCAGGCUCCCCACCUGCUCAUGAUGCUGCUGCCCUCCUACCGCCUGGAGUCCCAGCACAAGAGCCACCGCUCCAAACGAGCCCUGGACGCUGCCUUCUGCUCCAGAAAUGUCCAGGAUAACUGCUGCUUGCGGUCGCUCUACAUCGACUUCAAGAAGGAUCUGGGCUGGAGGUGGAUCCACGAGCCCAAGGGCUACAACGCUAACUUCUGCGCCGGGGCCUGUCCCUAUCUAUGGAGUGCUGACACACAGCAUUCCAAGGUGCUAGGCCUGUACAACACCAUCAACCCGGAGGCGUCAGCAUCGCCCUGCUGUGUGUCUCAGGAUCUGGAGCCUCUCACCAUCCUCUACUACAUCGGCAAGACCCCCAAGAUAGAGCAGCUCUCCAACAUGAUCGUCAAGUCCUGCAAGUGCAGCUAGGGACUGUUACAAGGCAACACACAUUCAGUCACACACAUUCAUACACACGUGCAUAUUCAGUCACACACAUACCCACUUGCAUACACACACAUUCAGUCACACACACGUGCAUACACAUAUGCACGUGUGUAUGCACCUACCCACCCACACGUACACACACACACACAUACACACAUUCUUCGACAAACACAUACUGUACAUUCACACAGUCAGUCACACUAUCACUCACCUGCACUAUUGUACAGACAUAUUUGAUCUCCUACAAGCAAGUUGAAAAGGUGCUGAGCAGGUCUAGGUACAGAAAACAUGUCUCCCGAAACAACCAUGCACACACACACACACACACACACACGGGCGAACACACACACACACACACAGCUGUGGCUUUUGUACAGGCGUGCCUGUGUUUUUGUGUUUAGAAAGGCCCUGUCAACAUGCCUCACCUCACACACUUGUGACGCAAGAGUAUGACAAACACUGGAAAAAAGUAUAAGUGUCUAUAUGUGAAAUAAUACGUCUGAGAAACAAAGACGACCCCCCCGUUUUCAACAUUCAAAGCCAUCUCCUUGUUUUUGUUUGUCUCGUUUUUUCAUCCUUUUGAAACGAUUGUAAUUUUCUAUUUUGUUUAGAUUUCUGAUAAUUGUAUUGCCUAUUUAAAAUCCAGUGUUUUAUGGUUAGCACCCAACUCGUUUUCAACACUCUCUCGUGGUGGAUGAAUCCACUUCCCAAUGUCAGUUUACUAAUAUGUUAUAACAUAGUAACGUUGUAAUCACGUCCCAUAUGCUGUUUAUAUGUGCUGUAACAGCCACGUAAGGCAGAAAGAGGCUAGGAGACUUUAAGAGAGAGAGAGCGAGAAAGAAAGAAAAUAGGCGCACCUAGUAUGUCUACCUUUUCAACAGAGACUCAUCCUCACACAGGCAUACUCAUAAAAACACACACACAUCCCACACCUUGCAGCAGGCAACAUAUUCAGACUGUUGGAACGAACAGUCCUGACAUUUCGAUAACAAAAAAACGAAACUACAAAAGUGUCCCAAAGUAGUGUUGAGUUCUGUUUACCUUGUCUACUGAAUCUUGAAUUCUUUCGGAAGCUCAACAGUGAUAGUGGGUUCGAUCCCCGGGACCACCCAUACACAAUAAUGUAUGCACACAUGACUGUAAGUCGCUUUGGAUAAAAGCGUCUGCUAAAUGGCAUAUUAAUUAUUAUUAAAAUAAAAGGUACAGGAAAAUAUGUGAUUCCAUCAGCUACAAGCUACACAAGGGAAGUGAUGUCAUCAUGAACACACAUUUAACAGAGAUUUCUGUGGAUAUGUUGGAUUGUUCUGAGUAGAAUUAAAGGUAGAGUGGUCGUUGUCUAUAUGAUACAGUUGUAUGGGAAUGGGGAGGUAUAGUAGUUAGGGAGCUGUAGUGGUGUUGUAGUGAUUAUUAGAGAGAAGGGAUACAAUUGGUGAGAAUGGACAGUAGAUGUGACCUGGUUCAGAGAUUCUCCAUAGACCUAUGAGACUGUUCCAUUAGGUCUGAGGUUACUUUAGGUCAAAAGGUCAUAUUUACAGGUGUGCAGUAUCUAUGGACACCAGCGUUGUGUCUGCUCAUUCGCAUCCGAAAAGCUUUGUCUCGUCCGCCUCCCUCAAAGUGUAAAGCCAUUAUUCAGUCAUAGGUUUUUGUCAUUUGUAGGAAUAAAAAUUGUUGGAUACAAAGAAUUGCACUGACGCUAUUUUGAUUCUACCUUUUUUUAACCUUUUUUAUUAGUCGUUACUUCCCCCUUAUUAAAUGAGGAGUGUUGAUGAUGUGACUUAGAUCAGGAAGUGUAGGUGACAGUACCCCGCCCCUAACCCCACCCCACUUUGGGCACCCGCGGCAGUGGACUUCCUGGAAAACUAGGAAGAGGAGCGAGGCACCAAUAUUGUCAUGAUAGAGCUUUUAUUUUUCGUUGUUGUUGUUUAUGAUGAUCAUGUUUUUGUUGUUGUUGACCCACUAUGAUGUAUUGUAACACAUUAUUGUUGUGGUACUCUAGUGGUAAAUAAAUUAUUUAAAUUA